UCUGGAAGGUGGACCAUCAGGUGGAAGAAGUAUUCUUCAGAGAGCUGCCUUCCCAAGGGAAUGGUGACAGCUUGCGCUUGCCGGGGAGUCCUGCUGCCUUCCGAGGUGUGAAGGAAAGGCAUGCACUGUGCAUAUGCUGUACCAUACAGUUUUGCCUACAACUGCUUGUAGCUUCAUUGUAGCUGUGAAUGCUCUGUUCCUCUCCUUUUCACCCCUGAAGAUUCGCGAACAUGCAGGAUUGAGCUGUGCGAGGCAUAGCAUUCCCCACAUGGUAGGCGAAGGAGGAUGUGGGUCUGACGGCUCUAUCGCCGCCCACCCGGGUGAAUGGACACGUGUUCCGGGGUAUCAGAGCUUGCGGCUGACCAGCCGACAUGUCCACGCAGCCCUCCCACUGGCUGUGUCGACAUUUUGGGUUUCAUUGAAGGAUUUUACUGGUACAGACUUUACAAAGGCAAAAUUGUUUCUCAAAGAUCUCAAACAGAGGCUGCUAAAAAUGAGAGGCCAUCAGUUGCAGAAAAGCAAGCACAGAUUAAUGACCUAUCUAUGUCCUACACGGUUUUAGGACUGCCCCUAGAUGGGCUUAAAGACCCUAGCCUAAAAACUAUAAAUGUGCUUCCGUUUUUGCCCUAUAGUACAAGAAAGCCUUAUAGACUGCUUCUAACUGUGAGAGGAGGAGAGGCCGGGAAGGGAGAGGGAGAAGAGGAGGAGAACAGGAGAUGAGAAGGAGGGGAGAGGGAGGGGAGGAGGAGAGAGUCUUGUCAAAAUCUUUUUAGUGCACAAAACUAAUUUUGUUCAUCUUGGAUUUGGUGAGCUGGAUAAUAUUCUGUGCACAGCUCCUAAAUGAAUUAUUAAAUGUCAACUCAAGAUGGCUUAACUAAAAUACUCAAUUUAA
Messenger RNA from Chlorocebus sabaeus (green monkey), 892 nucleotides. The record is from RefSeq and is a predicted model, not a curated record. NCBI's taxonomy places the organism in Eukaryota, Metazoa, Chordata, Mammalia, Primates, Cercopithecidae.